Messenger RNA from Sphaeramia orbicularis (orbiculate cardinalfish), 1562 nucleotides. It is a transcript of the gene ankrd10b, whose product is annotated as ankyrin repeat domain 10b. Gene Ontology annotation, molecular function: protein binding. The transcript has 6 exons. The record is from RefSeq and is a predicted model, not a curated record. The coding region runs from base 148 to 1185 and encodes 345 amino acids. Lineage: Eukaryota; Metazoa; Chordata; Actinopteri; Kurtiformes; Apogonidae.
GUCUGCUUUGUGUUGUCAGGCAGAAACACACACCAGCCAGGGCGGCGUGUGUCCUCAAACACAGGCUCCCUAUCCGCCGCGGCAGACACGCACUUUUACCCCAUCCACCGUCAAUACUCACCCGCUAAACAGCCGAGCGACGCCACGAUGUCGGUGGGACUGGAGUCUGGAUUCUCGAGUGAGGAGGUGCUGACCGCCCGCUUCCCCCUCCACCGGGCGUGCAGGGAUGGAGAUGUCGGUGCCUUGUGCUCCCUUCUUCAGUGCACCUCAAACCCGGCUGACCUUAAUGUGGAGGACACCUUCUACGGCUGGACGCCCAUUCAUUGGGCCGCUCAUUUCGGAAAGCUGGAGUGUGUGAUGCGUCUGGUUCAGGUGGGCUGUGGUGUCAAUGCUGUAACCUCCAGGUUUGCACAGACACCCACUCACAUUGCUGCAUUUGGGGGCCACCCUGAGUGCUUAUUAUGGCUACUCCAAGCUGGUGCAGAUAUUAACAGACAGGACUAUGUGGGCGAGACGCCCAUCCACAAGGCUGCUCGUGCGGGCAGUCUGGGCUGUAUCAACGCUCUCUUGAUUCAGGGAGCGAAAGCUGAUAUGAGGAAUGCCAGUGGGCUGACUGCUGCUGACCUUGCCCACGCCCAGGGAUUCCAGGAGUGUGCUGAGAUUCUCUCCAAUGCCCAGAACUUCCAACAAAACAUGGCUCAGUCCCAUAACGGGGCUUUUCAGAAUGGCAUGGCUCAGAAUGGGGGUCACAAUCACCCAACCAUCCAGGGACGCAGCUUCUUGAAUGGCAUGCCCAACAGAAAGAGAUCGUUUGAUGGCAUCGAAGCUAACCCAGUGAAGAAGGCUAGGCCUAAUGGUUUGGGUAUGCCACCAGAGUUUCUGAAUGGAAAUGGGCCACUGGGUGGUGCUCAACACAACCAGAUGGAAAGCAUGAAUGUGGAGCUGGCAGCUACUGUAAGCUCAGGUGAAAGACUCCAUGAGGAUUUUUCCUUAAAUGGCCACAAUCAACCUCAACUUCCAUUUGAGUGUGUCCCAGCAGCAGAAAUAAAUCGGCACAUCUGCAGUGACUCAUUUGAGAUCAACAGUACAGCAGGCAGCCAGGUGGAGCAUCAGAAGUCUGUGAAAGCAGAGCAAUUGUACGACCAUGCCCUCUUCAGCACCCUGCUACUUUACCAUGGAUCCUAGAGUACAAAGGACCUGUGUGACAUGCCCUCCUUUCUGCCUAAUAUUAUGUAAACUUCAAAACAGAAUUAAUUUGCCUUAAACCAUUGAGUGGUCCAGUUCUUUGCUGACAUUUCGUAUUGAAAAGGGCAGGCCCAUCAUGGAUGGACAAGACACUUUACUUGUUUGAGAAAAAAACGUUAAUUUUGCUUGUGGUGUUGAAGAGAAAGUUUGUUUGACCUUUGAUCAGUGUUAAAUUGUAAAUAGCCUUGUUCUAAUGUACACUAAUAUGGGCAUCUGUAUUGAGCCACUGCCAAUACUUACGUUUUGUUUGUUUCUGCUAGAAGUGGAGAUAUACUCCUGAUUUGUUGAUGUUAAUAAAUAAAUGUAGAACCUGUAUC